UUCACCCGCAACUCCAUUCCGCCACCAUUUCAAUUUACAGGCAACCACUCCACGUCCAGUAGAGAGAGAAACAAGAGAGAGAAAGCAGCAUAAUGUCGGGAUGGGACGAAGGAGCAGUUUACUACAGCGAUCAAGCACAGUUCCCCACUGGUCGCGCCAAUGGCUUAGAAGUCGGUGGUAGUCGACACUCCGUACUCCUCAAAUUCAAGGAGUUCAUCCGAAGUUUUGAGACUAACUCAAAUGUCUUCCCUUAUCGUGAGAGUUUGGUUCACAACGCAACUUCACUGGUCGUUAAUCUGGAACACCUUGAUGCCUUUGAUCCCGAUCUACCCUCUCUCCUCCGCUCUGCUCCCGCCGACUACCUUCCUCUUUUUGAGACGGCGGCUUCGGAGGUGUUGGCGAGUUUGAAGUCGAAGGUUGCAGGGGAGACCGGAGAAAUGGAGGAGCCUUUCACUGAGGAUGUUCAGAUUCUUCUGACCUCCAAUGAGGAUUCCAUCUCAAUCCGCGCUCUUGGUGCUCAAUACAUAUCGAAAAUGGUGAAGAUAUCAGGGAUAACAAUAGCAGCUUCAAGAACAAAAGCAAAAGCUACCUAUGUAACUUUACUUUGUAAGAAUUGUAAAAAUGUCAAGGUUGUUCCUUGCCGUCCUGGUCUUGGUGGCGCUAUUAUUCCCAGAUCAUGUGACCAUAUUUCUCAGCCUGGUGAAGACCCUUGCCCUCUUGAUCCAUGGCUUAUAGUUCCUGACAGAAGCAAAUAUGUUGAUCAGCAGACCCUCAAACUUCAAGAGAAUCCUGAGGAUGUUCCAACUGGAGAGCUUCCAAGAAACAUGCUUCUUUCCGUCGAUAGACAUCUUGUUCAAACUAUUGUUCCUGGCACCAGACUCACUGUCAUGGGAAUUUACAGCAUUUUUCAGGCUUCCAAUUCAUCUACUGCCCAUAAGGGAGCAGUUGCAAUAAGACAACCUUAUAUAAGAGUUGUAGGAAUCGAGGAAGCUAAUGAGGCCAACUCUCGAGGUCAAGCUGCUUUCACAGCUGAGGAGAUUGAAGGAUUCAAAAGAUUUGCUGCCCAGCCUGAUGCAUAUCAAACCAUAUGCUCUAAGAUUGCUCCCUCUAUCUUUGGCCAUGAUGAGGUCAAGAGGGCUGUGGCUAGCCUUUUGUUUGGCGGGUCAAGGAAGACUUUGCCGGAUGGUGUAAGGCUAAGAGGUGACAUCAAUGUCCUGCUAUUGGGGGACCCUUCUACCGCCAAAUCACAGUUUCUCAAGUUUGUCGAGAAGACAGCACCUGUAGCUGUUUAUACUUCGGGUAAAGGAUCGUCGGCUGCUGGACUCACAGCUUCUGUGAUUCGAGAUAGUGGAUCACGUGAGUUUUAUCUGGAAGGUGGUGCCAUGGUAUUGGCUGAUGGAGGUGUUGUCUGCAUUGACGAGUUUGACAAAAUGAGACCAGAGGAUAGGGUUGCUAUUCAUGAAGCCAUGGAGCAACAGACCAUCUCUAUUGCUAAAGCAGGUAUAACAACUGUUCUUAAUUCAAGAACCUCUGUUCUGGCAGCUGCCAAUCCUCCAUCAGGCCGUUAUGAUGAUCUAAAGACCGCGCAGGAUAACAUUGAUCUCCAGACGACUAUCCUUUCAAGGUUCGACCUAAUUUUCAUCGUCAAAGAUGUCAGGAUGUACAGUCAAGAUAAGAUAAUUGCAAGUCAUAUCAUAAAAGUCCAUGCGUCUGCUGAUUCGACUAGGGGGGAAACUAAAACUUCAAAAGAAGAGAACUGGUUAAAGAGAUAUAUACACUACUGUAGAACUAAUUGCUUCCCUCGUCUAUCGGAAUCAGCUGCAAAGAAAUUACAGACUGAAUAUGUUAGCAUACGACAGAAUAUGAGGCAACAAGCAAAUGAAAGUGGUGAGGCAGCUGCAAUACCGAUCACCGUGAGGCAACUCGAGGCUAUAGUUAGAUUAAGUGAGGCCCUUGCAAAGAUGAGAUUAUCUGUGGUUGCCACGGACGAGCAUGUAAAGGAGGCAAUAAGGCUGUUCAAUGUUGCCACUAUGGAUGCAGCACGCUCUGGAAUUAAUCAGCAAAUAAAUCUUACUCCCGAAAUGGCAAAUGAGAUAAAGCAAGCAGAAGUGCAGAUAAAGAGAAGAAUUGGCAUUGGUAGCCACAUAUCGGAAAGACGUUUAAUUGAUGACCUUAGCAGAGUUGGGAUGAAUGAAUCCAUUGUGAGGAGAGCACUAUUGAUAAUGCAUCAAAGAGAUGAAGUCGAGUACAAGAGAGAAAGGCGUGUAAUUGUUCGUAAAGCUUGAGCUCGAACCACACCUUAUUCGAAAGCUUGUUACUUUAGUGUUAUCUCCAUUCUCCAAACUCACUUGUAUCCUGCAAGUUGUAUAUUUCCAUCAGAUCAAAGAUAUGUUCUUUUGACCUUACACUUGGGUGGUCUUAGUUAUGAGUGACCAGCAACCCAUAUUUGCAUUAUGUAUUUAAUUAUGUAACCUAGAAUUUAGGCUUUUGUUUCUGUAUGAUUAUGGUUCAUGGUUGGCAGUUAAUUGGAACAGGCUUGCUUAUGCUUA
Spinacia oleracea (spinach) is the source of this 2549-nucleotide messenger RNA. Its product is annotated as DNA replication licensing factor MCM5. Gene Ontology annotation, molecular function: DNA replication origin binding; 3'-5' DNA helicase activity; single-stranded DNA helicase activity. The coding region runs from base 93 to 2285 and encodes 730 amino acids. The transcript is spliced from 17 exons. Gene Ontology annotation, cellular component: MCM complex; nucleus. Gene Ontology annotation, biological process: double-strand break repair via break-induced replication; DNA replication initiation; DNA replication. Lineage: Eukaryota; Viridiplantae; Streptophyta; Magnoliopsida; Caryophyllales; Amaranthaceae. The record is from RefSeq and is a predicted model, not a curated record.